CUCUACAUCUCUCUUCCAGUAACCUCUACCCAUCGCCCAGCCCAGCUUUCUCUUUCUCUCUCUAUUUUCCUUCGAAUUCGGUCCGACCGCGUUCUCUUCACGCCGCAAGUCCAUUUCUCUCUCCUCGCGUCUGUUCUGCUGUCUGUCUUUGCCUCAAUCUAGACGAUGAGGAAAGGUUCGAAGAGAAAGGCGAGCCAGAAGGAAGACAGCAAAUCUCCCGAAGAGCUCCCCAAGGAUUCAACCAAAGCAUCGAGCAGAGGGAAGCGAGUCAAAGCUCCUGCUGCACCGAAGCAAAAAGAGGAGCCCGAAUUCUUCCCCGAGAAGCGAAAUCUGGAAGAUCUAUGGCAAGCUGCAUUCCCAGUUGGCACGGAGUGGGAUCAAUUGGACUUGCUUAAUCAGUACAAAUGGGAAUUUUCAAAUUUAGAAAAUGCCUUUGAAGAGGGAGGAGAUCUUUAUGAGAAGAAAGUCUACCUUUUUGGUGCUACAGAACCUCAAAUGGUAUUCUUCAAGGGUGAAGGGAAAGUAGUCUGUAUCCCCACUGUUGUGGCAGUUGUUUCUCCUUUCCCACCUUCCGAUAAGAUUGGCAUUAAUUCAGUCCAAAGGGAAGCUGAGGAAAUAGUGCCAAUGAAGAAAAUGAAAAUGGAUUGGGUUCCAUACAUCCCUUUAGAAAAUAGGGAUAGCCAAGUGGACAGAUUGAAGUCUCAGAUUUUUAUUUUAAGCUGCACUCAGAGAAGGGCUGCUUUAAGUCACCUGAAAUUAGAACGUGUCAAGAAAUUUGAAUAUUGUCUGCCUUAUUUCUAUCAGCCCUUGAAGGAGGACGAAUUUGAGCAGUGUACAGAAGUUAAUAUCAUUUUUCCAGCAGAACCAAAACCGGUCUUUUGUGAAUUUGAUUGGGAGCUUGACGAGCUUGAGGAAUUUGCUGAUAAUUUAAUCAAGGAGGAGGAAUUAUCUGAGGAUCAAAAAGAUGCAUUCAAGGACUUUGUUAAGGAGAAAGUCAGAGAAGCAAAGAAAGCUAAUCGGGAGGCAAGGGAAGCCCGGAAGAAGGCCCUGGAAGAAAUGAGUGAGGAGACUAAAGCUGCAUUUGAAAGCAUGCGCUUUUACAAGUUCUAUCCUGUGCAAACUCCAGAUAUACCUGACAUAUCCCAAGUAAAGUCUCCCUUCAUAAAUAGGUACUAUGGCAAGGCUCACAAGGUUCUCUAAUGGGGUUUGUUGAGGAGGGAUCGAUAUCAACUUCAGAGUAUGGUUCAAGUAAAGGGAUGCCUGCUUGCUUUCUAAAACUGAGCAGCAGUAUAAAUGCAUUUGAUAUUUGAGAAAGAUUAGGUUGCAACCUUUCUUUGGUUGAUCACAUGCUCUAGUGAUCAAGCUAGGUGUUGUGUGAUAAAUGAUAUAGUUCAUUUAAUGAGAAUCGCAAGCUGAUCUCUUUCCAUCAGAUAAUUUUGUAGGAAAUUUUGGGAGGCUUCUAAUCCUGGAAGUUCUCUUGGUGUCUUCAUAUGCUGGAAUUCCAGUGUUAAGAGCUUCUGUUCUAAAUUCUCCCCCUCAGGUAGACUUGUUUUUUUUUUUUUUUUUUCUCUCUUCUUUCAUAACAUUCUUUAUAGUUACUGAAAUAUGUGAAAGAGGUGCAAGCAUGACUAGAUUUACUCAGACUUUCAAUUUUUUCUUGUUUUGAUUGAUAUUUAAUGGUGUAACAUGAGGUUCUUAUGAUGGUAAUAAUGGUAUAAAAAGUUAGAUAUUUGUACUGAAGCAUUUAUGCUUGGGUUCAUAUUACAAUUUACGAUGAGAACUUU
This is a messenger RNA of Nelumbo nucifera (sacred lotus), 1784 nucleotides long. RefSeq names its product protein HEAT INTOLERANT 4. Gene Ontology annotation, biological process: regulation of cellular response to heat. The record is from RefSeq and is a predicted model, not a curated record. NCBI's taxonomy places the organism in Eukaryota, Viridiplantae, Streptophyta, Magnoliopsida, Proteales, Nelumbonaceae.